Molecule: messenger RNA, 2840 nt
Organism: Salvelinus namaycush (lake trout)
Lineage: Eukaryota; Metazoa; Chordata; Actinopteri; Salmoniformes; Salmonidae
Exons: 2
Coding region: 451-2694 (747 amino acids)
Source: RefSeq, a predicted model, not a curated record
GGAGAGCUGGAGCUUGGCAGGCCCUCCACAGCUAAACACUUUAUUCACAUGUGAUGUAAUGGGGCACCAGGUCACAGUGACAAAAUGUGAACUCAACUGUCACAUUCACUGGUUGAUGUAAACACACUAGGGUAUUCAGGAUACCAGCCACGUAUUGUGAUACCAGGAAAACCCAAAGCAGACUAAACUCUACGGUUCUUUAAAACCUGCCUGUAUGUAACAGUCUAUGAUAUAAGCAUAGUUGGGAGAAAAAGACUAAUGUGACUGUUAACAGAAGGCUGUGUGUUUACAACUUCAGAAUGUUUUUUUCUCAACAAAUGAUGUCUGCUUCAUGUUUUGUUGCCACGAUACUUCCAAGUAUUGCAAUACUGGUAUCGUGAGAACCCUAAAACAUACACCCUGGGCCAUCUGACCGGGUUGGGGCACUGCACUGGUUUACACAAAAACCCAAUGGAACAACAGCCCAGACUGCCCAGCACAGGUGUGACAGCUGUGGCCUCGCCAAUGGAACAAGAGCCCAGACUGCCCAACACAGGUGUGACAGCUGUGGCCUCGCCAAUGGAACAACAGCCCAGACUGCCCAACACAGGUGUGCCAGCUGUGGCCUCGCCAAUGGAACAACAGCCCAACACAGGUGUGCCAGCUGUGGCCUCGCCAAUGGAACAACAGCCCAGACUGCCCAACACAGGUGUGCCAGCUGUGGCCUCGCCAAUGGAACAACAGCCCAGACUGCCCAACACAGGUGUGCCAGCUGUGGCCUCGCCAAUGGAACAACAGCCCAGACUGCCCAACACAGGUGUGCCAGCUGUGGCCUCGCCAAUGGAACAACAGCCCAGACUGCCCAACACAGGUGUGCCAGCUGUGGCCUCGCCAAUGGAACAACAGCCCAGACUGCCCAACACAGGUGUGCCAGCUGUGGCCUCGCCAAUGGAACAACAGCCCAGACUGCCCAACACAGGUGUGCCAGCUGUGGCCUCGCCAAUGGAACAACAGCCCAGACUGCCCAACACAGGUGUGACAGCUGUGGCCUCGCCAAUGGAACAAGAGCCCAGACUGCCCAACACAGGUGUGACAGCUGUGGCCUCGCCAAUGGAACAACAGCCCAGACUGCCCAACACAGGUGUGCCAGCUGUGGCCUCGCCAACGGAACAACAGCCCAGACUGCCCAACACAGGUGUGCCAGCUGUGGCCUCGCCAACGGAACAGCCCAGACUGCCCAACACAGGUGUGCCAGCUGUGGCCUCGCCAACGGAACAACAGCCCAGACUGCCCAACACAGGUGUGCCAGCUGUGGCCUCGCCAACGGAACAACAGCCCAGACUGCCCAACACAGGUGUGACCUCGCCAAUGGAACAACAGCCCAGACUGCCCAACACAGGUGUGACAGCUGUGGCCUCGCCAAUGGAACAACAGCCCAGACUGCCCAACACAGGUGUGCCAGCUGUGGCCUCGCCAACGGAACAACAGCCCAGACUGCCCAACACAGGUGUGCCAGCUGUGGCCUCGCCAACGGAACAACAGCCCAGACUGCCCAACACAGGUGUGCCAGCUGUGGCCUCGCCAACGGAACAACAGCCCAGACUGCCCAACACAGGUGUGCCAGCUGUGGCCUCGCCAAUGGAACAAGAGCCCAGACUGCCCAACACAGGUGUGACAGCUGUGGCCUCGCCAACGGAACAACAGCCCAGACUGCCCAACACAGGUGUGCCAGCUGUGGCCUCGCCAACGGAACAACAGCCCAGACUGCACAACACAGGUGUGCCAGCUGUGGCCUCGCCAAUGGAACAACAGCCCAGACUGCCCAACACAGGUGUGCCAGCUGUGGCCUCGCCAAUGGAACAACAGCCCAGACUGCCCAACACAGGUGUGCCAGCUGUGGCCUCGCCAAUGGAACAACAGCCCAGACUGCCCAACACAGGUGUGACAGCUGUGGCCUCGCCAAUGGAACAAGAGCCCAGACUGCCCAACACAGGUGUGACAGCUGUGGCCUCGCCAAUGGAACAACAGCCCAGACUGCCCAACACAGGUGUGCCAGCUGUGGCCUCGCCAACGGAACAACAGCCCAGACUGCCCAACACAGGUGUGCCAGCUGUGGCCUCGCCAACGGAACAACAGCCCAGACUGCCCAACACAGGUGUGCCAGCUGUGGCCUCGCCAACGGAACAACAGCCCAGACUGCCCAACACAGGUGUGCCAGCUGUGGCCUCGCCAAUGGAACAAGAGCCCAGACUGCCCAACACAGGUGUGACAGCUGUGGCCUCGCCAACGGAACAACAGCCCAGACUGCCCAACACAGGUGUGCCAGCUGUGGCCUCGCCAACGGAACAACAGCCCAGACUGCCCAACACAGGUGUGCCAGCUGUGGCCUCGCCAACGGAACAGCCCAGACUGCCCAACACAGGUGUGCCAGCUGUGGCCUCGCCAACGGAACAACAGCCCAGACUGCCCAACACAGGUGUGCCAGCUGUGGCCUCGCCAACGGAACAACAGCCCAGACUGCCCAACACAGGUGUGCCAGCUGUGGCCUCGCCAACGGAACAACAGCCCAGACUGCCCAACACAGGUGUGACCUCGCCAAUGGAACAACAGCCCAGACUGCCCAACACAGGUGUGACAGCUGUGGCCUCGCCAAUGGAACAACAGCCCAGACUGCCCAACACAGGUGUGCCAGCUGUUAAUAUAUGUAUAUAUUAAAGAAAACAAGAUGUUUUGAAUAUUUUUUUUAUUUUUUUAAGGAUAGCCAAGGGCACAAUACAACACGCAGACAUCACUUACAAACGAAGCAUUUGUGUUUAGUGAGUCCGCCAGAUCAGAGGCAGUAGGGAUGAUCUCUUGAUAAG